This is a messenger RNA of Cherax quadricarinatus, 14269 nucleotides long. The record is from RefSeq and is a predicted model, not a curated record. NCBI's taxonomy places the organism in Eukaryota, Metazoa, Arthropoda, Malacostraca, Decapoda, Parastacidae.
CUUCUGGCACCAUCCUUGGCACCAUCCCUGUGGUCUUGGCACCAUCCUUGUACUGUCAACAACACUCCUUUGACCACUGCACUUUGUUAUGUGGACUUUUUACCAUCCUUGUGGUCUUUGACCUUGGGGUCUGGGUGGUGGUGGCCAGGAGGGUUUCUGGAGUUCCAGGCAAGGUUUCCAGAGCUGUGUGAGGAUUCCAGCAAGAAAUGUACACCUCUCACCAGUCAGUCGCAGCCCUGCCUUCCUGUCUCCACCGUGGGACCUACACGGAUUCUUCCCUUCCUCUACCUGGGCUCCCAGCACGAUGCCAACAAUAAACAGCUCCUCUCUGACUACAACAUCCUGUAUGAGCUGAACGUGAGUGUGUCGUGUCCAAAGCCCGACUUCGUUCAAGAUUCUCACUUCAUGAGAAUUCCCGUCAACGACAACUUCAGUGAGAAACUCCUCCCUUACUUUAACGAUGCCUUUAAUUUUAUUGAUAAGGUUCGUGAGUCAGGCGGCUGUGUGCUGGUGCACUGUCUGGCGGGCAUCUCCCGGUCUGCAACUGUUGCAAUUGCUUACGUUAUGAAGCAUCUCUCUCUUCCUUUUGAUGAGGCUUAUAUGUAUGUAAAAACACGAAGACCAACGAUCUCUCCUAAUAUUAAUUUUGUGGGUCAGUUAGCAGAGUUAGACCGGCAACUGAAGCGGGAUGUAGGGCAGCGUGAUCCUUCCUCGGCCCCAAUUCUGUUUCGCAAUCAAGAGUCUCAUCACACUCUUGGCUUGUCCACCUCAGUCUCCACCUCAUCAACUGCCUUCGCAUCCAGUUUCCUUGAGAGACAUGCCUGUGCUGGCCUACAAACAAAUGUGCCUAAAUCUCUCAGUCUUAACCUUCGGUCAACUCUAGAUGCUGUACCAGCAUCUCCGUCCUCCACACCUCACACCCCAGACAUGUCCCCUUCUACUGCGCUUGCGCGUCUCAGUUUCGCCUCGGCAUUGGAUGAGCUUCGUGAUGAUGGCAUGCCUCUCACGCUCAAGUGUUCAUCCCCGGUAACGCCGCUCUCAAGUCUACCUCCGUCGUCUCCGAAAACGGCAGUCAUAAGGGAAACUUCAAGUUCUCCGAUUUUCAGGUUCAGGAAAACUUCCGAGUCGUCUUCUCCUUCCUCUCCUGCUUUCAGCUCCUUUUACAAGAGUAAAGAGAUGUCUAGUCGAACUAGCAGUGACUUCAAAACUGAGGCUAAGAUUACGUCCCUAAAAGAAAGCUUUACGUGUAGUGAUAGCAUUAAGAGUACAAGUGGGUCAACCAGCAACUUUUAUAGUAGUGCCACUUUUAAUGUUGGCAGUGCUGAAGAGAGGAAAGAAAAGGUUGAAGAAAGAGCGAGUGGUAUUGUUAAGAGUGGCAGAAUAAGAGUAGAGGAAAGAACAAGUGGAUUGCUUGAGACAGGAAGAACUAGAGUUGAAGGAAAAGAUAAACAUUCAGAGGCUGGAUCAGGGAGAUUAGAGGAAAAAGAAUUAGGACGAUUAGAGGAAAAAGAGAGAAAUGAGAAGACAGUGAGGCCAUCUACAUCCACAAUGUCGUUCACACGGCGGGGCAGUGAUAGAGAAAGUCGGCAGGUGUCGGUGUGUGUUAUUGAUGUGAAAAGAGAAGCGUCACCUGUCAGCUAUGUUCGUAGUGAGCCAAUAAUUGUACGAGAAACUCAGGUAAUUGCCACACCAUGUCAUGCACUCCCUGAAGUUAGGUCAGUGCUGGAAGUUCAAAUAGAAGAUGGCCAACAAAAAGAGGAAUAUAUUACAAUACCAAGUGAGUCAAGAAAGUUGGUAGGUAACACAAAGGGUUCGAGAGAUAAUGUAUGGAGUCCUAAUGAUGAAAAAUGCCAAGAGAAUGAAGAAUCUAGAAUAAAAAUUGAGAAGUGCCAGCAGCAACCCAAACAUGUACUACGCCCCCGAGAGGUGAUUGUGCCUAUUCAAUUAGCAGGGCCUAGAGAGGAACGUCCUCGAGUGUUAGAGUUGAGUGUUGCUUCAAGCCAUCAAAAGCAACCUCAGCCAGUCACAGCUACUGCAGCAUGCACUGCUACUGAACCUACCAGUGGUAUUUGGUUACCAGCGAGUCCUCAGGAGGCAGCUGUAGCUGGGCCACCUGCAGCCACUCCUAAUUCUCCUAACUCUCCCAGUUCUCCGGGUGUACAACAAAGUGAUUCAGGUAUCAUAAUAGAGGAGAGAACAGAACUGCCUCCAAGUCCUCAGCGCCUGCCUAGAUGUUAUUCCUCCAGUGAGACUCACCUGAACACCAGACGACUGCUGGAACAUCGUAACCCAGACUUUACCACAAGAAAGUGUUCCAGCUAUGAUGAGGUCGGAAGAGCGUGGCCUCACAAUCUGGGGCCACAUCACCAGCAACAUCAACAAGGAGUGGGUCGGGAAGGCACCACUUGGCUGUGUCCGUGGGAACUAGCACGGAGCGACAGCGUCUCAACCAGCGGCUUCGGCUCGGAGAUAUCCGACACUGAUUUUCUUCACGAUGAUGCUCACUCGACCACAACCCAGGAUGAUGCUCUUGGACCCUAUGAUGCUGUGUUUGCUGAUGUGUUUCCUGGCGAACAGCAGCAGCAGCAACGACAAGUGACCACUCCCAAAACUCCUCGACCAGCAAGCCUUCCUGGGGUCACUGGGGCCUAUUUCUCACAAUUUGAGGAUGCCAACAGUGACCCAGGGCUGGACAUGGGUGUGGACAUGGGCACCGGCAGUGUGGAGCUGCGACACGGGGGAAGAGGUCGCAUGGGUAUGGAGAAGAAGGACUCGGGUUACUAUUCCUUCAUCAGCGAACAUCCGCCAGUAAGCCCGCGCACCAUGGGGGAGAGUGUGCGUCAUACGACCAGUGUGCCUUGGCCCAAGGAACGACCGAGAGAUCUGCGACUACAAAUAACCAACGUUGUCCGGUCGCCUACCCAUGAUUCCCCAAAGACAACCACUGCACUUCCUCAUAUAAUAUCUCACACUUCAACUAUGGAGUCUAGAUCGUCACCCGAAAAACGCAUGACUCCGGAGAAGAGAAAAAGUCGUGGCAGUAGCACCGAGGAGAACGAGGAGAAGAGGAGGAGUUGUGAGGCAGACACCCAGUGGAUGCCACCCAGACAGUCGAUCAGUAUAGGCUCAGGUGUUCGGAUGGCUCAGGAGCUUCUUCGAGGUGUGGAACAGCUGCUGGACUCAGAGAUGGGAGAACUUCGCAGGCGAACAGCUGCAAUGUCCUCCCGUAUACGGCUCCUGGGCAGGAGUGAUUCUGGCUCUGACAGUCUGAGCAGCAUCAGCAGUCCAAGCAGCAACAGCAGCAGUGGUAACAGCAGUGCUAGUGGAAGGAGCAGCAGCAGUGGGAAAAGCCCGGACGUUCACACCACACACAUAAUUGUUACUACGCUGGACAAUGAUGAGCCUGCUGAUGUCAAGUCUAUGAGAAACGUUAAAACGAUCCCCUCGCAUACAAACAAGUAUCCCCAACCAGUACCUGGAACUCUUAUAACAAGUCGAGCUCGCAGCGAGCCUCCGUUUCCAGGAGAAGAGGGUCUUUACCGUGCACGGUCGUGUCCCGGUCUUCAAAGGCCCAACGGAAGCUGCGAGGGUAAUGAAACCGUCUCGGCCUUAGUGCCAGACUUGCAGCUGGUGCGUCUUCGAGGGUCGCGUCCACAGGCAUCACGGGAGAAAUGUUUCAACCGUUAUUCUUGUGGUGCCCUAGAUGCUCACCAACCAGCCUCUGCCUCAUCAUUUGAGUCUUGUCCAGACUUUGGAAACCUGAGGCAGUGUGUACACGGAGGGGAAUCUCUCCAUUCCUCCUCUUCCUCCCUUUCAUCGACUCACUCCUCUUUCACAAGACUUCUUCAGGUGUCAUAGGAUAUUAAAACCCAAGGAGUUUUAUAGCCGUAUUUAUUUUGAGGAGUGAAAAUGUUGUGAGAAGUGUCAGAUUUAACCUGCUUUUUUAUUAACUGAAUUAUUUUUAUAAUUUAUGAAAUGGGAAAACAAAUUAAACAUUAUUUUGAUAAUUUAUAAAAAAAGGUGGAAAAUGUUAACAAAUUAUAUUCAUGAGAGGACAGAAAAUAAAUCAAAAUAAUGGAAAAAGUAUUGAGACUGCUUGAGAGGUGAGAUGUGAAUGGCAGCUCAGCCCACUGCACCAAACAGUGACUGGAAGAGUUCAAGUCACAUGAUGGUGAUCAAACUCUUGUGUUUUGAUGAGAUGGAAUAUUUGUUCCUAAAUACGACGUAAGUGCUGCACUCGGUGUCCGAUGAUAUUAGUUGAACAAGAACAGAAUGGUUCAGUUUUUUGUGUCUCUAAUGGUUCUGAUAUCAGCACACAAAUGUAGAUUUUUCUCUGUACAGUAGCAAGGGCCCCCACAUGCUAGUCGCUGCGGAGCUGUGGAGUCGAGGAGUAUGCUUGUAUUUUCAUGUGGCAAUUAAUAAAUUUAUUUCAGUCAUAUUUUUAGUAGAUUCUCAUUUGUAAUCAUAUGAGUAAGGGAUUUUAAAAAUGUAUCCCAGUGAAAUGUAUCAGCAAUUUCACACCACUAAAAAAUACUUACUGUAUUUUCUGGCAUAUAAGAUGCACUUUUUUCCCUCACAAAAAGUCUUGGAAAAUCACCCUGGGCUUUAUAUACUAAAGGUCAGGGUUAAGGGUAGGCUUUGGGUUACGCUUUAGCAGUUGUUUACUAACAUUAUGUUACAACUGCUUGGAAACACUGUCUUACAUGCUCGUGCCCCAUACGUGCUGGAAAAUACGGUAACCUGCAAGUCCUGUUGGGUGAAUCUUAUUGGACUUAGUUAAGAAAAUUCAGUAGCAGGCUAAAUUACAUUUAGGCUAUUAAAGGAAGCGGUAUUAAAUUACAGGUAACUUCUCCGACUCUGAUGUUGUGGUUUGCAAAUACCCUCACUCGUUACUUAACCUAACUACCAGUUAAUUGGGGGGGCCCAUGUUAUGCUUGUAUAUACCUAGAAUAUAUCUGAUCCACUUUUAAAUUAUUAAACUUGAUUGGAUUGUCUUUAGUCACUCAGGCAGCAGUUAGAAUGAUGCUGAUAAUGUACAUAGAUAACUAGAUUCCUUAUCUUUAACAGUAUAUUAAUUAAUAAGUUGGACUAUUUGUUGAGUAUGAUGGAGGCUGACUUGUAAGAUCUGGUGAUUGGUGGUUAAGGCCUGGUGAUUGAUGGGCAGGGCCUAGUGAUUGAUUGGUAAGGUCUGCUGAUUGAUUGGUAAUAUCUGCUGAUUGACGUGUAAAGCCUGCUGAUUGGCAGUGCCUUUUGAUUAGUAUCAAAAAAUAAUUAUCCAGCUGAUUAGCAAACAUUUUGCUCAUGCCAGAUUCUAUUUCCAGAGAUUUAACACUGAAACGUAACUUAAAGGGCGAAUAUGUAAACCUUUGUUUUAUUUUUUGCUGUUUUAAUUUUAAAACCUUCAGUUUUGCCGAAGAUGCAUAGUGUAGUUACACACUUAAUGACCCCAAAGGUUUUUAGCCCUUCCCAGUAAUUGUAACUAUUAUUUAAAAGAUUUAUUUUAUUUUGCCCAGAUAAAGAGAGUGGAAUAAAGAUACUGGAAUAGAGGUACUGGAAUAGAGGCACUGGAAUAGACACUGGAAUAGAGAUACUGGAAUAGAGAUACUGGAAUAGACACUGGAAUAGAGAUACUGGAAUAGAGAUACUGGAAUAGAGAUACUGGAAUAGAGGUACUGGAAUAGAGAUGCUGGAAUAGAGAUACUGGAAUAGAGAUACUGGAAUAGAGAUACUGGAAUAGAGGUACUGGAAUAGAGAUGCUGGAAUAGAGAUGCUGGGAUAGAGAUGCUGGAAUAGAGAUACUGGAAUAGAGAUACUGGAAUAGAGGUACUGGAAUAGAGAUGCUGGAAUAGAGAUGCUGGAAUAGAGAUGCUGGAAUAGAGAUGCUGGAAUAGAGAUGCUGGAAUAGAGAUGCUGGAAUAGAGAUGCUGGAAUAGAGAUGCUGGAAUAGAGAUGCUGGAAUAGAGAUGCUGGAAUAGAGAUGCUGGAAUAGAGAUGCUGGAAUAGAGAUGCUGGAAUAGAGAUACUGGAAUAGAGACACUGGAAUAGAGACACUGGAAUAGAGAUACUGGAAUAGAGAUACUGGAAUAGACACUGGAAUAGAGAUACUGGAAUAGAGAUACUGGAAUAGAGAUACUGGAAUAGAGAUACUGGAAUAGAGACACUGGAAUAGAGGACACUGGAAUAGAAACACUGGACCAGAGAUACUACUGAAUUAAAGAUACCCAGGUGCUGUACAUGUCUUAAUCAUCUAUUUGGUAUUAUUGUUAAUUAUCAAUGUGAUAAUUUGCCUUAACCCUUUGACUGUCACAACCCCAAAUCCUGAGGUGUCCCCUGGUGUUGCAAAAUAUUUGAAAAAAAAAAAAAUUAUUUUUCUCAUGAAAUGAUAGAGAAUCUUUUCCCAAUGGUAAUGACACCAAAAGUACAAAAUUUGAUGGAAAACUAGGGAAUUAUGCUCUCGCAAAGUUAGCAACCUCGGCAAUAUUUACGAAUCGGCAAUUUCACCCACUUUGAGCCCUAUUUUCGACUAAUUCCAUUGUCCCAGUUGACCAAAUUCAUAGCUAUUUCUUUAGAACUCCAUUUUUUCUAUUGAUUGAGUGCAAGAAAUUGCCCAUUUACUGAUUUCAACUACCCAAUAAAGUGGUCAGAAAUUGGCAAUUUGGCCAUUUUCAUGCAAAUUAAAAAAAUAUGACAAUUUCAAAAUAAGGUCCAGAAUGAACAAUGCAGACAUUCCUGGCUCUAAAAUAACAUUUUCUUUGUUCAUCAGUCAUGUCUCCAGACCCCUCUGAUAUUACUCUUGCUUUCUGUUUUGAAUUUUUAUUCAAACAAAAAAAUAGAAGAUUUGCUAUUAUGCAGACUACUGCAAUACUGUAAUAUUGUAUAAAUAAUGUCAAACCAUUCAUGACUGCAUAUUAGAAUGGCUAGUUGGACAUUUAUUGGGCAAUGACAUCAUUUGUUUACUUAUGAACAUUGGCAAAAAUCAAACAUUUUCCCUACUUUGAGCUCCAUUUCCCGGUUCUUUUCAUAGUAAAACCAAUCAAAAUCACCUCUAUUUCUAUAAUAUGUUUUCCAUUCUAUCAAAUGUGACUACGAAAAUGAGGAUAUAACCAUAAAAACUAUAUGAAAAUACACCUCAAAGUCAGCAUUUUGAUCCAAAAACACGGUAGUUUUUUUUUUUUUCUCAUUAUGCACUGUGUGCUGCAGGAUUUUUUUUUUUUAUAUAGUGCACACUGACCACACAGACCCAUUGUCUCACAUGUGGGCGUACCAGCUUUCUCCUGCUUGAUUUGAAGCCGCUAGAAUUUUUGAGUAUAUGUAUGUACGUCAAACACAUUGGCUCGUAAGACGUAUAUAUAUGACCGAAACAGUCAAAGGGUUAAUGUAGAUGCCGGAAAUGUAAACUUUCUGAGAGAAUUUCAUGCCCAAAAGUUCUGUUUCAAUGGCUAGUUUGAAAAAUUAAGCAUUUCAGUUCAUCCUGGACCAUUAUCAGUUGCUCACUGCUCGACAGUGAUUCAGGGUAACCUGAAACAUUGCUUAGUUUUGUCAUCAAUUUGUGUGUUGCCUGUCAGUUGUUUCAGUCAUGGCAUCAUCUUUGUUAAUUCUGGAAACAACCAGCACGUGUUUGAUACCUGAGUAGGAACGAUCACCGGGCAAACUUCAGGUUGAUAAAUUAGACGUGUGGAACACCUGGGUAUCUUUAUUGUGGAAAUGGUUUACUACUCACUGGUUCCUCAGUCCUAUACAAAGAAGAAUGGUGAAGAUCAGAGUUUGAGGUAAUCGGUCCCCUCAGCCUGGAGUCAAUGUAAUCUUUUCAAGAUCGAUGGAUUGAUUACAUCGACUCUAGGCUGGGGGAUUGAUUACCUCAAACUCCUUCUGAUCUUUGCCAUUCUUCUUUGUUUAGGACUGAGGAAGCUACUGUAUGGCGAACUGUUUCCUCAAUAAAGAUACCCAAGUGUUGCAUGUGUGUCUGAUUUAUCAACUUGUGGGUUCUGUAAACCAUUUACCUACGUGAACUUCAAGUCGCCUCUCAAGUCAAAAAUAAAAAGCUAUCAGUAGUGUUAAUACUGUACUGAAGUGUUAUGUUACAACAUUAGUGAGUACUUAAGUGACAACGAGAAGUUGUGAUGCGGGAGACGUCAACCUCGGCAUCAGUGACCCAGGUGUCGUGAUGCGAGAGACGUCGACCUCGGCAUCAGUGACCCAGGUGUUGUGAUGUGGGAGACACCAGUCCCAGCAUCAACAACCCAGGUGUUGCAGUGCAGGAGACACCAACCCCAGCAUCAACAACCCAGGUGUUGUGAUGCGGGAGACAUCAACCCCAGCAUCAACGACCCAGGUGUUGCGAUGCCAGAUAAUGCGCAGUACAAUCAGUCAAGACACAUGACACAUUUGUCAUGUAUAGGUAAACCAAUGGUCUACUAUGUAUCCUGGUCUUUAUCAUAUACGUAUAUACAUUCAUGUUAAAGUACGUCAGAACCAAACUUAUUUUGAACAUAAGUUAAAAGUAAGUAAACUAUAUACAGAGGUCAGUUGGCUGUGAUGUAAUGGCUGGAUUUUCUUAAAAUAUUUGGAAGAAUUAAGAUCAGAAAAUGAAUAAAGGGAACACAAAUGCCUACACAUAGGAGAAACUAAUGAUGAUGAUUUGGUCUGACUUCGACCAUUAAUUGGUCACUAGUUAAUGGUCCAAGCCAGACUGAAAUGUCCUCGUGAGUCUCUCUUAUGUGUGUGUUAUUUGUGUUCCAGUCACAGUAUUGUGUCUUUUUUUUUUCUUUAUGAAUAAAAGGGUAAGUAAAAGGGCACGUUAGCAACACCACAGCAUAAAUGUAGCGGUAGCCAGAGGUGAGCUUGCUAUUGGUUGAAAUUGAUGACUUAUCAGUUGACUUUGAAGCAAGGCUGACUGGCCAACAGUACACUCACCUCUGAUUCAUUACAUAUGUACUGUGCUUUUACACAAAUAACCCGCACAUAAAAGACAGAAGCUUACGACGACGUUUCGGUCCGACUUGGACCAUUGACAAAGUCACACUUGAGUGUGACUUUGUCAAUGGUCCAAGUCGGACCGAAACGUCGUCGUAAGCUUCUGUCUUUUAUGUGCGGGUUAUUUGUGUAUCGUUCCAGUCACGGUAUUGUGCCUUUUUGUUAUUUACUGUGCUUUUAUUCUUUGCUUAAACACGUGAUCUGUAUGUACAUCAUUAAGUGCACAUCUCUUGGUGUAUGUGCUGAGAAUUUAUCUUAAUUAGUAAUUAAAGUAUUCUUGAUAGGUAGUGAAAAGGUAGGUAACAUGCAGCCUUAAUGACCCCUCAUUUUGAGCCUUAAUGACUCAUUGUGAGCAUUAUUGGACCCUCAUUCUGAGUCUUAAUGACCAUCAUUCUCCACAAACAUCCUCCAGAUAUUUUAAGUACAAGCAGCCACUACAUUACACAGCAUUGUUUGUGCAUUGUAUUUAUAUUGUAUCUCAUAAUACAAGUUUACAACUGUAGGUGAUAUGCAGAUCUGUGAUUACAUAUGUACAUCCACCUUGCAAAACAUUGAAUGUUGCUUUGUAAUGUUGAAUGAGUAUUCAUGCAUGAAAAAUUGGAUACAUUGGUUACCAAGGUUACCAUAUUGUAAAGUUUAGGUUAAUUAUAUUUUUUUUUUUGGAGUGGGGUGGGUCGUGAAAGAAAGCAUAAUUCAAAGUGGUUAUAUGUUUGUAUAUAUUUGUUAAUCAUGCAAAAAUAACAAUUUUCUUCUGUUGAUAGAUAAUGUACUUUGGCUGUGAGCUUAAAAAAUAUUAUAUUGAGUGUUUUAAAUUAUGGAAUUGGCAAAGUCUUUUGUUAUUUCUUGGAAAAAAUCUUUAUUGUACUUGAGUUUUUUAUGAUUGUGUAAAAUAUAAGUAUGUGACGAAUAAAUGAUACAUAUUGAACGCUUGUCAAUGGUCGGUAAUAACUCACAUGAAGACACAAAUACAGGAGGUUGAUUGAUCGCUCUAUUUCCACCCCAGUGGAAAUAAGUCGCUUUGUACGACUCUUUUUUGGGGUUAUCCUGGGUAAUACAGUGGAAUCUCAAAAAUCGAACUGCUCCCAACUCAACCAAUUAUGUAAGUGUAUUUUUGUAAGUGCUUUUAUAAGUGUAUUUUUGAGGGUCUUAAAUGGUCUAAUCUAAUUUACAUUAUUCCUGAUGGGAAUAAAUUCGUUCGGUGGUGGCACUCGAACAGCCUUCUGGACCGAAGAAAGUUCGAUAUUUGAGGUUCCACUGUAUACACAUAUAUGCAAAACAACCAUUUGGGGGGGGGGGGGGUUGAAUGCUAGCAUCUUGUAUCUCAUUUGUGAUUUUUGCAUAAUGCACAUGUAUGGUAAUUGUACUUGUGUGUACCUGUGCCUAAAUAAACCUAAAAAAACAAUUCCUCUUCUGCUGAAGAGGACCCCAAAAUGGGGUCAGAAUAUACAGAUCACUCACUCUCCUUAAUUUCUGCCUCCACAUGGGUUAUUAUUGAGCAUAUACAGUAAGUUCUUAACUUACCAUCAGUGGAGAACAUUCAGUACUGUGUUUAUCAUUAUUAUACACAAUACAGGAGGUCCCAAUGUAUUCGUAACUUGAGGACUUACCGUGUAUAUGAUGUUAAGACAGGAGGCGCCAUUGUUAUUUAAAAUGCCAGCUACUGCCAUGCUAAAAACUACCGGAAUUUAUCAAAAAUCCUCCCUUAUUUAUUGCUAUUAUUAUUAUAUUCGCUGUAUGGCUCUUGUGGGUCUAGUGCUUGGUUCUGAUUAUAAUAAUAAUAUUAUAUUCAUGGGGAAAGUGCUAAACCCGCAAGGGAGGCAGUCAGAUUUGAUUGAAGGAGGGGGAACAACGGGAUCCGCUUCCUUUUAUCAAGAGCCCUUAAACCAGCAUAUAUUUGUGGGAAAGUGCUAAACCCGCAAGGGUCACAGAGCGCCUGGGAAAUGGGAGGCAGUCAAAUUUGAUCGAAGGAAGGGGGAAAUGACGGCAUCCACUUCCUUGGACCAAGAGCCCUUAAACCAGCAUCAGGGUGCAUUCCUGCAGGGGACAGCAUCCUCCCUAAAUCCCUUAAUCCCUGUAAUCACCUUCUCAGGUACAAUUUAUAUUAAUAAAUUAGGGAAGAUAAAUAUCUGCAAAUACUAAUAAACAUAAUUUUCAGCCACAAAAAAAAUUAAUAAGAGUUUUGUACAAGAUUUAUUAAUUGUUUUUUCUUCACUAUUUUAAUUUAGAGUAACAAAAAAGGUGUUUAUUUUUGGAAAUACUGUAAGUGCAGAUUGAAGAGUGUUUAAUUAUGAUAAAUAGGAUCGUAUUAUGAUAAAUAGGAUCGUAUUAUGAUAAAUAGGAUCGUAUUAUGAUAAAUAGGAUCGUAUUAUGAUAAAUAGGAUCGUAUUAUGAUAAAUAUGGUCGUAUUAUGAUAAAUAGGGUCGUAUUAUAAAUAGGAUCGUAUUAUGAUGAAUAGGGUCGUAUUAUGAUAUAUAUGGUCGUAUUAUGAUAAAUAGGGUCGUAUUAUGAUAAAUAGUCGUAUUAUGAUAAAUAGGGUCGUAUUAUGAUAAAUAGGGUCGUAUUAUAAAUAGGGUUGUAUUAUGAUAAUUAGGAUUGUAUUAUGAUAAAUGGGAUCGUAUUAUGAUAAAUAGGAUCAUAUGAUAGGAUCGUAUUAUGAUAAAUGGGAUCUUAUGAUAGGAUUGAAUUAUGAUAAAUGGGAUCUUAUGAUCAAAUUUUUAUAAAUGGGAUCGUAUUACGAUAAAUGGGAUCAUAUUAUGAUAAAUAGGAUCGUAUUAUGAUAAAUAUAAUCAUAAUAUGAUAAAUAGAAUCAUAAUAUGACCAAUAGAAUCGUUCUCUCUGCCACUUAAUAAACUUAUCUAUCUCUUAACUUUGCACACUAUAGAGGCUAUGCUUUCAAAGAUCUAUUGACAUUUGGCAUUAAAGUUGACUUGUGAGGCUCUACUUUAGACUUUAAGUGUGUUUGGUACUGAGUAUUACCACCUCAGAGGUGUCACCAGUGGGUACGUGACCAGAGAUGACAUGUGGUUAGGAAUCCCUAUUUUUUCCCCGUUUUCUUUGGGCCCAAAACCGGGAUAUUUUGUAAAAUUUAGUUGGGAGGCUGUGGUUCGAUAGAUACGCAAAGGAUUUCCUGGUUUCGUGAAGCAACACUGAGAUAUCUCAGAUAACAAAUUUUUACAUGCUGAAUUUAGUGGGACAGUGAAACGGGUUUCUGGAAAGGCCCUAAAAGGGGAACUGUUUUGGAAAAAUCCCUAAAACAGGGACUGUUUUGGUAAAAUCCCUAAAACAGGGACUUCUGAUAAAUAAAUAACCCGCACAUAAAAGAGAGAACCUUAUUACGAUGUUUCGGUCUGACUUGGACCAACUCGGUCUGACUUUGUAAAUGGUCCAAGUCGGACCGAAACGUCGUCGUAAGCUUCUCUCUUUUAUGUGCGGGUUAUUUGUGUAUCGUUCCAGUCACGGUAUUGUGCCUUUUUUUGUUACAUCUGAUAAAAUUCCAGAAAGUGGGACUGUCCUGUUAAAACCAGGAUGAAUGGGAUAAUCUAUACAGGGUGUUCCAGCGCUAUGACCACAGAAUGUCUGCCUUCCUUCUCUCCAAUUAAAAAAAUAUUAGUUCAUGUUAUUGUCACUAACAUUAUAAAGAAUACAGGAAGUUCUAGACCAAUUAAUAUCAUCCAAAAAGGCAAAAAAAGAGAACAUUGAAAUGUGUUCCAUAUAUGAUUGUAUUUUGAUCAGAAAUAGAGUAAUCUGAAUGAACAGAGGUUGUUAAUGUUUUUGUUUCAGAAUAUUUCAUUCAUGAUGAAGAAUGCUAUAUUUUUUUUUUCAAUGAACUGGCCGUAUCCCACUGAGGCAGAGUGACCUAAAAAGAAAAAUGAAAUUUUUUCUUACAAUGCUAUUUAUUUGUGUAAAUUAGGCUGAUAUAUAUUUGAUGUGUGAAAAAUGUGGCAUUGAUGAUGGUCGAUGGUGUUAGAAAAUGAGGCGUUGUACACAGAUAACCCGUACAUAGCAGACCAAAGCUUACAACAACAUUUCGGUCCUACUUGAACUGAAAUGUCAUAAAUCUUGGUCCCCUAUGUAUAGCUUAUUUGUGUAUUGUUCCAGUCCUGGUAUUGUGCCUUUUUAUUCUUUAUGAGAAUGACCCUUGUGGGUUUAGUGCCUAGUUUUGAUUGCAAUGAUAAUAAUAUUCUUUAUGAGGCAUUGUAAGUGCAGUAAUUGCAAGGCUCUCGAUCCUUGGAAUUGAAGCCACUCUCCGCUUGGAUCAAACCUUAUCGUGGCUCGGAACCGUGAUUAUAACAACAAUACGGCUGCUGAAGACAGAUGAAACGUCUUGACUAUGGUAAAAAAAAAAUACGUAGAACAUCACGUAAAAAGUAUUAAUCAUGCAAAAAAAUAUUUUAAACAAAAAAUAUCAAAAAAGAAAUCCAUCGUAAUAUUACAGAGUACACCAGUGUGUAAGCUGCCAUUGGGCCAGCUGGCUACAAUAAGAUAGUUCGAACUAUGUACACUAGCACUGCCUCACCAGGACCACCUCACCAUCACCACCUCACCAUCACCACCUCACCAUCACCACCUCACCAUCACCACCUCACCAUCACCACCUCACCAUCACCACCUCACCAGCACCACCUCACAUAUACAGCACCUAUUUUCAGUGUUCCACAUUUUCGUUGUCUUUCAACUGAGCCAUUGUUCCAUCUUCCAGUGACUAUCUCAGUGGGUGGAACAUAAUGAACAAUGGCUCAGUUUGAAGUCAACAACAACAUGGAACACCGAAAAUAAGGUGCUGUAUAUACCUAGACUACCUGGAGGAUGUUCUGGGUUUCAGUGCCCCUGCAGUGGAUCAGGGCCUGAUCAACAAGGCUGUUACUGUGGGCAGUGCUUUCCUGUAUAUUUCUGUGCACCAUAGGGAGGUUAGCAUGGGCCUCACUGUGACCACUGUGCUAACUUCCCUAUGAUGUAUAAAUAUACCUAGACGGAUGAAUCUUAUUGUAGUCAGCUGGUCCAGUGGUUUACGCACUGGUCUGCAGCUUUAGGGUUACAUCGCACGGUAAUUUCUCUCAUAAAGCUCGUCAGUAUAGUUCGAUUUUCUGUAAAUACAGUUGAAAAAAUGCAUCCAUAAUUGAAAAGCAUGUGGAAGGGCUUCUAUAGUGUAUGCUAUUACAUUUUGAUUCCAAUUUUUCAAUUGCAUUUCAAUUGCAUUUUUCAAUUGCAUUUUCAGAAAAAUCCACACUACAUAGGGGAGCACAUUGCAUAAUAUUUUCAUGUGUGUUAAUACUGUAUUAAAGUAUUUCUUACUGUA